Molecule: messenger RNA, 1350 nt
Organism: Osmia lignaria (orchard mason bee)
Lineage: Eukaryota; Metazoa; Arthropoda; Insecta; Hymenoptera; Megachilidae
Source: RefSeq, a predicted model, not a curated record
CCUGCAGCUUUCAGGCUCUGUUCGACGUGUUUGAACAUUGAAUUUGUGUAUUAAUUAUAUUCAUAUUUAUUAAGUGUUAGAAGCUGUGUUUAAUACUUUAAUACUUAAUAUUUUUGAGAAUUUUACUUUGAUACUUUGAAAUCUUUUAAAAUGUUGCGUGCUACCACCUUGCUCGCACUUCUGUGCCUGAACAUGGGGUUAUCCUACGGAAUGCAAUGCUCGUACGGACACAAAAAUGUUCUGUCGGAAAUACUAGAUUCUUGUCCAGGAAUAUUGGACUCCUCAGACAAAUCCUAUUGCUGCGUGGAUAUUGAGAAUAACCGAAUGUAUUGUUGCGACGCGGCGGAAUUCAUGGCGAAAACAACAUGGCUUCUUCUCACAGUGAUUGCGGCGGCAGUGAUUGGAGUUUCAUUGAUAGUGUGUUGCAUAUCAUGUUUAUGCUGUAGUUGCUGUCCAUGGUAUCGCAGACGUCAUCGAGGAACAGUUUAUGGAAAAGUACAGGUACCUACUGUCGUACAUGUAAUUCAAUCACCCGCGAAUGUCCCACAAUCGACUCAACCUCAUGUAACUGCUAUGAAUGCUACAAGUUCAGCAGGAAUGUCGCAACCACCACCAUAUGCGGAAGUUGUGUACGAAAAACAGGCAGCGUACAAUCCAACUUACGUUACCUCAAACCAACAGUAACGAUGUUGAACGAUAUUGAUAGUUUAUGAAAGUUCCAUUACUAUUAUACUCUUGCUUUCUUUUUUAUUUUGUUCCUAACGGUGCCUGCAUUUUGAAGCUUCCGUUAAGAAGCUUAGUUAUUACAAACGAACGUCUUCCGUUCAGUGAAUGUUAGAAACUCGAAGUCGCGUGUUCACAAUGACGUGUUUUACAUAAUGACGAAAAAGCACACUGUGCUCAAAUUUUAACUUUAUUUAAAUUAGUAAAUUAUUAUCUAUGGAUGCAGAACCAAUUUUAUAUUGAAAAAAUACGUUUAGAUAUUGGGUACACAUUUUUGUUUUGUAACAUCAAAUUCUACUAUGUGGAUCCUUUGAAUUUGUAUAACUUCUUUUUAAAUACACUUAAGAGAACUUAAUUUAAUUUUUUAUACAUGUUCAGCAUCAAAAUAAAAUUGUUGCCAUAUCGUUUUGAUAAAACUUAAACUUUUUUUAUAUUUAAAAAGAAAUAUACUUAGUGUUAAAAAAAAAAAUAAGAGUAAACCUAAGACAGUCAAUUUAUAAAAGAAUCAGUAUGAAGUCAGCGUUUACAUUAUUGAAGUAUAUUGAAUCUGAAUUUAUACAUGCUUACCGAAUUAUAUAUGAAAUUAUACAUGCUUUUAAAUUAGUAUAAAUAAAUAUAAGAAUGUAG